UUGGGAUUGUAGAUGACUGAUGUUCGAUUAGUGAGCAUGUUUUCCAUAUCUUGUCAAAAAGUGUUAGAAUUAUCAGUGUACAGUGCAUCUAAUAACGUCAAAUAUUCUUAAAAUCAUAAUUAUUGAUUCAUCUAUCAUGAAUGUGUUCUUAUAAUUUACGUUGUGUAACAGAUCUAGGAUUGCUAGAUUAGAAUUAUAUGAAGUGAUGAGGUAAACUGGAUCAGUAGGAGAUGGCUCGUCACGGCAGCGAAAGAUCCUUACAUUCCUCUCAAUCGAUGCAUCCAGGCUCCUCAGUCCGCUUAAACACGAACGAAUCACCCACAACGGAGUUAGCACCGUCAGAGCCAGUAACAUGUUCUGACAACAGCAGCACGAUCAAGGUCAAUGCCGAUAACAACGUGGUUUACACGACAGGAAGUGCACCGGUCACCGUUUCGUCACCCUCGAUAUCAUCCUCGAUAUCCUCUUCAUUGGAUUCCCGUAUUCCACGUCCCUCGCCUACAGGCCUGCGUCGGUCGGCUAGUAUGCGCAUGCGCGGUGAACGACUUUCACCGAAUAACCCACCAUCACUACCCAGUACCGCGGCCACCGCGGCUCUGAGUAGAUCUUAUCAUCAUUAUCGUCGUUUUAAUCUCCUGCACCAGCAGCAUCAUCAUCUGGACCAUCGCACUUUUCCAGUCAUCACGGAGAAUGGAACUGAAUCACCUCGACAACGAUCUCUCAGUCUUUCAUUGACGCCGGCGAGGCCGCGGCCUGGACACGCGGCCUCUGGAGGAUCAGGCACUGGAAUUGCCGACGAUAGCGAUGCAGAAAGCGUGAAAAGUUACGGAAGUGCCUGCAGUGCCGCAAGCGCCUGUGAUCAUGCUACGUUUGCUCUCAACGGUACCACAUGGUCUGGUAGAUCACGAAGAUACGUUGUUCAUUGUUCAAAUCAUACUGGUGACAAUGAACAAUAUCUUACACCUACCCAAAGAGCAGCUAGACAAGUUAGGAAAUUUCAGGCUUUAUUAAAGGAAGCGCGAAAGGAGAUUGAAGAGAAGGAUCAGGAAAUAUUUCGAUUAACGAAGGAAGUAGUAGAGCUAAGAUUAUAUAAAGCUUCUCUAAAUAGUCCAGAUGAAAGAACGGAUAGUAGCGAUGCCCUUACCGUACGAGAAAAUAAUCCUUUUUCUCCAGAAUCCCCAAGCAAAGAUUUACCAGAUGAAAAUGCGCUACGAAAGAUCACAAGUCCAGAAACUCCAGAAAAACGUGCUCCCUCUGAUCUUCCCUCCUCUCUUGCGGACUCGGGUCACUUCGAAGACGGAUCCGUCCAUUCGAAAGAUUCUAUAUUUAUACCAGAAGUGCAACCAGAAAGUACUCAUAUCACUACGACUCCUAAUAAAGUUGAUGAAAGUAAUGCUUCCGAUACAUUUAUAAGAUCAACUACAGAAACACCGGAAAGAGAUGAAGAGAGGCGCAAAUUGGUGAAUCUAUAUGAGAAUAGAAUUGAGGAAAUGCAUCGUAGACAUGUUGAUGAACUUCAAGAUCUCAAGCAAAAACACAAUGAUAAGGUGGAAAGUUUAUUAAAUCAAUUAGCUGAAGUAAAUACACGUUAUUGUGAAGUGAGGCCUUCUGUUGAUACUGCGGAAGCACGAGCUCGUGAAUUAGAAGCGGAAUUAGAAAUUGUAAAAACAGAACUCUCAGAACAAAAGGCUCUAUUAAAUGAGCAAGAAGAAAGAAAUAAACAAAUGUACCUGAAAAUGUAUGCCAAAGGUCAAGAAGCAGCACGUAUAGAACAAGCUGAUCAGAUACUUGAACAGGCGCAUCAAACACCACCAAAAGUUACUGUUGCAGAAUUACUUCAACAAUUAACAAUUACACAAGCAGAAUUAGAAAAUAUCAAGGACACAAGCUACUCGCCUGAACCUCACAUUUCAGCCGAUCGUAGCCAAAGUUUAUUAAGUGCUCAGGAGGCUGUUUCUCUCUGGGUCCUUGGCACACGUAAGGCAAUGUACCGACGUAUACUAGAAGCACGUAAUAAUCAAGGUGCCCUUGAUCCAGAGAUCACAUUGCAGUUCCUAAAAUCGGCGAUUUACUAUUUCUUAACGGAUAAAGAAAAUCAUCAUGGGCAUUUGAAUGCAAUUGAAAGCAUUUUAGGAUUCUCAGAAAUUGAAAAGCACAAUAUUGAUAAAAUAUAUCGAUCAACAAGAAAGUAAUAUUUAAAACUUCUUCAUUAUUGAAUUUCAAUGCAAAUCUAAAAUCUUCAGACAAUUUAUUGUAUUUUUU
Molecule: messenger RNA, 2262 nt
Organism: Apis laboriosa (Himalayan honeybee)
Lineage: Eukaryota; Metazoa; Arthropoda; Insecta; Hymenoptera; Apidae
Gene: qtc
Exons: 8
Coding region: 231-2192 (653 amino acids)
Source: RefSeq, a predicted model, not a curated record